This is a messenger RNA of Naegleria fowleri, 444 nucleotides long. RefSeq lists its product as uncharacterized. The record is from RefSeq and is a predicted model, not a curated record. The transcript is spliced from 2 exons. Gene Ontology annotation, molecular function: actin binding. Lineage: Eukaryota; Heterolobosea; Eutetramitea; Acrasida; Naegleriidae. The coding region runs from base 1 to 444 and encodes 147 amino acids.
AUGUCCAACAUUGAGGAAGCCCUUAAGAAACUCUUCUCUCAUAAAGACGAUACAAAAUCCGUCGUGUUCGAAUGGGACCAUAAGAACAAAGUAGCCAUCAUUACACAUGAAGGAGUAAAUGGGUUGGAUGAUGUACGGGCUCAUCUUGAUGCUUCUAAAGUCAUGCUUGCCCUCUUUGCUGUAAAAUCCAUUGAUAAAGAUGACUCUGUUGAGACUCAAAGAACCUACUAUGUACAAUUACCAUUUGUUGGAGUGAAUGUAAAGCCUUUGUUGAGAAGAGAUUUGAAUUCAUUGCGAAAUGCCAUCACCAAUGCCGUGAAGAGUGGUUUGAAUGUACAUGUAACCAUGGAGAUUACAAGCGUGGAGGAUAUUAAAGUCGAUGAAUUGGAAAAGAGGCUUCUCAAUGCAUGUGGAUCUCAUAAACCCAAGGGUUUCCAAUGGUAA